Ostrea edulis (European flat oyster) is the source of this 984-nucleotide messenger RNA. RefSeq names its product short-chain collagen C4-like. Bases 157 to 969 code for a protein of 270 amino acids. NCBI's taxonomy places the organism in Eukaryota, Metazoa, Mollusca, Bivalvia, Ostreida, Ostreidae. The record is from RefSeq and is a predicted model, not a curated record. The transcript has 3 exons.
AAAAAUCAAACAAUUCACGAAGAAGGAGUCCAAUAUAUACAAAUCUACAUUGGUAGUCUAAAUGGAUGUUUGAUAAGAACGUUGUACUAGAUCAAUUUCUCCAAAGAGAUAAGGCGACCAUUUCCUCUCACUAUAUUUCAUAACAACGUAUCAGCCAUGGUCUUCAAAGGAGUAAUUGUUUUUGCAGCAUGUCUCUUCAUUUCAAGACAACAGACAUGCAUUGGAAUGGAACGACAGGAAAGGCUGCUACUGAGCGAUCCGCAGGCGGUACAAUCCCAAAUCAGUACCUUGAUACAGAAGGUAAAUGCUUUACACACCGAGAUGAACGAGGAAGUAGACUCCUUAAAAACUCAACUGACCAAUCAGAACAAAGAGAUGUCGUACCUCCGGGGUCAGAUUUCUGCACUCUCUCAACAGUUAAACUCUCAGGGUUCCACCUUUACUGUCUGGGGAAAGAACACUUGUCCGAAGGUGAAUGGCACAGAAAUGGUUUAUAAUGGAAUUACCGGUGGGAAACAUUUUACAGAACCGGGUAAUGGCGCGAACACUCUUUGUAUGCCACAUGAUCCGGAAAAGCUGCCAUAUGAUGUAUCUGUAAUCAACGGAGAUGAUUUUGCUCAUCUCUAUGGUGCCGAGUACCAGUUCUCCAUACACCGCGUUCAUAUACAAGAAGAUGUCCCAUGCGCAGUCUGUCGAGUCAAAAUGGCGUCAUCCUCUGUCAUGAUCCCCGGAAAACGUACGUGUCCGACAUAUUGGCGUAAACAGUAUGCAGGUUUUCUAACGGCAAGUUGGCAUAAUUAUCAGAGCACAGAAUAUCUGUGUCUGGAUGACGAUCCAGAUUUUAUAGAAGGGUCCCGACGAGACGAUAAUGGAAGAUUGUUUUAUCCAGUAAAAUCGGUCUGUGGAGCUCUGCCUUGCCCGCCGUAUGAAAACAAUAUCCUUGUAUCAUGUGUUGUUUGUUCGAGAUAAACUCAUCAAAAAUGC